Molecule: messenger RNA, 1311 nt
Organism: Lodderomyces beijingensis
Lineage: Eukaryota; Fungi; Ascomycota; Pichiomycetes; Serinales; Debaryomycetaceae
Source: the annotation of a GenBank genome assembly
AUGCUAGAUUUCGACAAGCGAGUCGAGGCGCUUCUCGAAUGGAUUAAAUACACCGAGGACGACAGGAAACCGUCCACUCAUUCAUUCAUAUCUCCCAAAAUCACAGUUAAAAAUGUAGAGGACUCCGGUAGGGGUAUCUAUGCCGCCACGGCCUCGGGCAUUUCGCCCCAUGAGCUCAUCAUGAACAUUCCUCACGCCUUUUUGCUCAACUUUACCACCGUGUUGAACCACAUUGCCAAGUUCAACAAGAUGGAGUUGGAUAGACAUGUCUAUGUUCCGUACGACGUGAAGGAGGACGAGUUUACGGAAAUUUACAAGCAGCUUACAAAGCCAGAGCUAUUGCGACUAUCCUCGUUUCAACUUUUGGGGAUGUACUUGACGUUUGAGCGCAAGAGGCCGCAUUCGUAUUGGAAGCCUUUCAUAGACAUGUUGCCCGAGAUGGGUGAAUUUGAGUUGAUGCCGAUUAGAUACAGCCAAGAUUUGAAACGGCUACUUCCAGACACCACGAGGCAGAUGAAUGACAAGCUCGAAAAGAGAUUUGAAAACGACUACGACAUGGUUGUAAAAUUGCUCAGCUCAAAAACAACAGCUGAGACCGUUUCGAAGCUACUACCGAAAGAAGAGUUCUUGUUAUCGUGGCUAUGUAUUAACUCGCGUUGCUUGUACAUGGACCUCCCCACUAGUCACGAGUCGCUGGAUAAUUUCACAAUGGCUCCCUACAUUGACUUUAUUAAUCACUCGUGCGAUGACCAUUGCACGUUGAAAAUAGACGGGCGAGGGUUCCAGAUCACCACGACAAACUCAUACGCUAGCGAUGAGCAAUUGUUCCUCAGCUAUGGUCCACACUCCAAUGAUUUUUUGUUGACGGAGUAUGGAUUCACAGUGCCCGAGAACAAAUGGAACGACCUUGACAUAUCGCGGUACAUCCUACCGCUUUUGAAGCCUGCAACUGUAGUGGACUUUUUGAAAGAUGCCGAUUACUACGACACCUACACGUUGAAUAGAGACGGGUUGUCUUUUAGAACCGAGGUUGCCUUGGCUACACUCCAGGAAUCGAACCCUGCAGAGUCGAGGCGAUUGAGAGCUCUUAUAAAUGGGAAUAUAGACAGUACAGUAUACAAGAGACACUCACAAAUCGUGCUUGCUGAAAUUCUAAAGAAAGUGAUCCACGAAGCCGAAAAUCAUCAGUACUUGGAGUUUGCCAAUGAUGCUGAUCCUGUGAAGCAGGCACAAAUGCGGGCAAUCGGAUCGCUCUAUAAGGAUAGACUCUUGCUUGCCAGGAGAGUUCUCGAGCAGAAACUAGACAAGUAG